AUGACAGAUCGAUCCUAUAUGCUUAUCGACCUCUUCUCAGUAGAGGCUCUGGACACCAGGCUCCAGGCGCCUUUAGACGAGAAAAAGCGAGAGCAGAUCAAGGCACGGGCGACGGAGCCACGAUGGCGCACGCCUGAGUUUUAUUUUUAUGCUGCGAAUUUCGUUGUUUUCGUCCCGUUGAUGUUUAUUAUUGCUCAUAAUGCCACAUCGUCCUCAAGCCCCAACUACAGCAAAUUCGAGCAUUUACUGUCUCCAAGUUGGUUUGGAACGAAAGUAGAUAACUCUGACGCGCAAUAUCGCGGGUUUCGGGACCCAUUCCCGCUGUUGGUAGCGUUAAUUGGUGUCCACCAGGCGGCGAGACGGAUGUGUCCUGUGUACAUUUCCAGAAUACAAUUCGACGCGAUUUUUGGUGUUUUGCUACUUUUCGUACUUCAUGGCUUCCAUGCCCUCAAGGUUCUGUCUUUGCUUGCCAUCAAUUUCUACAUUGGUGUGAAUACUUCUCGUCCGUAUGCCUUGACCUGGGUGUUUGGCGUGGCAUGUCUCUUUGCCAACGAACUGAGCGGCGGGUAUCCUUUGGGCAAAAUCUCGCCAUAUCUAGGCUUUCUUGAGACUUUUGGCGGAGUAAUUCCUCGCUGGGAAGUGUUUUUCAAAUGCACGAUGCUGCGAAUGGUGAGUUUCAAUGUCGACAGACUCGAAGCGAUUGAAAAGAAACCGGGUAUUGGCGAUGCAUCUAAUCCAGAACUGCAGAGAGUUUCAACGCCUCACCCUGCAUCUCAGUAUGACUUUGUGACGUAUUUGGGGUACUGCUUGUAUUCUCCACUGCUGAUUGCAGGUCCUAUUAUUGGUGCUCAUGACUAUAUUUCGCAAGCUCACCACCGUCUCCCCUCAAUUGACCCCAAACGCACACUGCUGUAUGCAAUUCGUUUCGCUGUAUGUUUUUUGACAAUGGAGUUUGUCUUACAUUACACUCACGUCGUUGCAAUGCAACAGACACGGGCCUGGGAAGGACAGACCUCAGCAGAAAUUACCAUGAUUGGGUUUUUCUCCCUGGUAGUUAUAUGGCUCAAGCUCAUGAUUCCCUGGCGAUUUUUCAGACUGUGGUCGCUAAUUGACGGCAUCGAUCCUCCCGAAAACAUGGUGAGAUGCGUGGCUAACAAUUACUCUGCCCUUUCCUUCUGGCGAUCGUGGCACCGCAGCUACAAUCGGUGGGUGGUGCGUUACCUCUAUAUUCCUCUAGGAGGCUCGUCAAGGCCCCUAGUAAAUGCGUUAAUUGUAUUCACGUUUGUCGCUUUAUGGCAUGAUAUACAGCUACGACUGUUUGCUUGGGGAUGGCUUGUUGUAAUUUUUGUUAUGCCAGAGAUGCUAGCUACCAUGGCAUUCCCACAGAAAAAGUGGCAUACCAAACCUAUUUAUCGGCACUUGUGUGCAUUAGGAGCCGUUGGUAAUAUCUGGAUGAUGAUGAUUGCGAACCUGGUCGGGUUUGCCGUGGGCCUUGAAGGGAUCAAGGCCAUGCUAUACGAUAUGCUCACCACGGCCCGCGGCCUUCAAACGGCGAUCCUGUGCUCUAGUUUGCUGUUUGUUGGAUCGCAAGUGAUGUUCGAAGUACGCGAGCGAGAACACCGAGCAGGAAUUGAUCUGCGGUGUUAA
Molecule: messenger RNA, 1647 nt
Organism: Wickerhamiella sorbophila
Lineage: Eukaryota; Fungi; Ascomycota; Dipodascomycetes; Dipodascales; Trichomonascaceae
Product: Glycerol uptake protein 1
Exons: 1
Coding region: 1-1647 (548 amino acids)
Biological process (GO): GPI anchor biosynthetic process
Cellular component (GO): endoplasmic reticulum
Source: RefSeq, a predicted model, not a curated record